Brassica rapa (field mustard) is the source of this 2126-nucleotide messenger RNA. Its product is annotated as zinc finger protein ZAT9. Gene Ontology annotation, biological process: regulation of DNA-templated transcription. NCBI's taxonomy places the organism in Eukaryota, Viridiplantae, Streptophyta, Magnoliopsida, Brassicales, Brassicaceae. The record is from RefSeq and is a predicted model, not a curated record.
UCUCAAAUACUAUUGGUCAGAAAUAUGUAAUUAAUAACAAAUUACAUAUAUUUUUACUACUUUCUUAGUCUGUGUGAAAAUUGUAAAAGUGGUACUUAUUCAGAAAUGGAUGGAGUAUAACAUAUUUGUCUGAAUCCGAACUAAAAGUCUUGUAUUAAUUUUCCUUUAGAAAAAAAAAAUCAGAAUAAAGCAUAGAAUAAAACAAUACAGAAAACCAACAAAAGAAAAACUAAGGUGGAAUGGCUCAGAACAGACGUGGACCUUUCCAACCAUCAUUGUGUAGUCAUUUACCGUUGGGUCGACCAUCGUAUGUUAGAUAGUACAGUACCAAUCUAUUCACAAUUAUAUAGACGUGAUGCUUACUUAGAUCGUUUCGUUUAAAUGAUUCUGACUAGUAUUAAAACUCAUUAGUAUUUAAAUGUUUAAAUCAAGCUAUUUAAAUGUUUAAACAAUCAGCAUUUAAAUCUCAAAGUCCAAUUAAAUCAACGUUAAAUAAUACAACCGUUUGUAUCAUAUCAACCUCGACGCUUCAACCGACUCUGCCAUCACAUAUCGUCAAAUCUUUCAACUAACCCAACAAACAUUAUUCACAUCACACAUACUUUGUUAAGUUUUUCUAAUCUUAAUUUUGUUUAUUUUUGCAAAUCCUUUAUUAAGGUUCUAAACUUGUCUAUGCAUUCAGAAGUGUCUAGUCAAUAAAAGGCAAAGCAACAACUUUCUUUUUGUGCUUUGUUGUCACCUUUCUUCUAUCUUUUAAACAAACUCUUACUAAACAAAUAAUCAUUUUAGUUGUUUUUUUGUAAGAACAUGAAUAAUUCCAGUCACGAUACAUACAAACUUCUUAUUAAUAAAAUUCCAAUAUUUUGGAUUAAUUCAAGAUUCUAUACUCAGUGGUUAUCGUUGUCAGUCCAAUUAAAAAUAGUAUGGUUUUCUCUUAAAUGUUUUACUAAAACUAACUAAAAAAGUUAUAUUUACCUAUUAGUUAUCGUAUGGACCAAAACGUCAUUAUUGUUAAUUUUGGGGUUUUGUGAAAAAGAAAGGAAUGCUUGUUACCUACUCUUUAUUAACUUCUCUGCCUAUCUCUCAAUUUCUCUCUUCUCCACAACAGUCUCUUCAAGCAAAACUGGGACAAAUAAAACUUAAAAAGUCUUCUUAAGGUUUAUUUUUGUUCUCUUCUUGCCUCUUUGGAAAAUGCAGAAGCACAAAUGCAAGCUCUGUUCCAAGAGUUUCUGUAAUGGCAGAGCACUUGGUGGUCACAUGAAGUCUCACUUGGUCUCAUCACACACGCCCACUCGGAAGAAACUCGGUGACUCGGUUUACUCCUCUUCUUCUUCCUCCUCAGACGGUAAAACUCUAGUCUACGGGCUGCGAGAGAACCCGAGGAAGAGUCUCCGGGUCUUCAACCCGGAUCCUGAGUCAUCCACCGUUUACAACAGCGAGACCGAGACCGAACCUGAGUCUGUGGACCCGGUUCGGAAACGUAGCAGAGCAGAGGUUUCCAAGAAGACGAAGACGAAGAAAAGGAGUAAGAAGAGAGUGUUUGAGUCGGGGAAGAAGCAGAAGACGAGUCGUGUUAACUCGAACGAGUCUCAAGAACCGGCGAGUUCUGUCUCCGACGGUUCUCCGGAACAGGAUUUGGCCAUGUGUUUGAUGAUGCUAUCGAGAGAUACGAGGGAGAUUGAACUGAAGAAACAUGUUCUUGCAGCGGAAGAAACGAAGCCGGAGAAGAUACAUUUCCCGGAGCUCCGUCGUUGUGUGAUAGAUCUGAAUCUUCCUCCGCCGCAAGAAAGCGACAUUGUCACCGUAGUUUCAGCCAUAUAAUAACAGUUGGAGGUUUCAGAGAUUACUGGAUAUCAAAGCAUCUUCUUGAUUUGGUUGAUCGUUUAUUCUUUUAAAGUUAGAAAACGUUUAGUGGUUUUGGAAUCUUUGGACGAUCUUUAUCAAGCAAUGUACUUUUGAUGUAAGACACAACUGAAAACCCAAGAAACAAGUUCUGUUUCUUGAUUUCUCCUUCAGGGUUAUGGAUGAUAAUAAUUGUUUGUUGGAUCUUUGUUAUGACUUUGUGAUAUUUUGAAAUUCUUGAGAUGAUUCUUUUGCAUGAGGUUUGGAUCUUAGAUCUUUGAUUA